AUGACGCCUGGGCGGAUUCAGCCGGGAACGAAGGCGACAAAGCCACUCGGAGGCAAGCCAUUCCAUUCGCUGAUGCUGGUCCUCGUUUCUCUUCAGCUCGCUCAAAACAUGGUACAAAGGCUGGGCGUCUUUUGGAGGUACUGCGUGCAUACGUACAAGAAUCCAUCCUCGCGCCGACAUUCGCUCCAACUUCCAGGAGAGGAUCAUAGUGCGAGUCCGGAGACUGAUGGCCAAAUGGCAAAUGCUCCAGGACGGCGACAAAAGUCUGUAGACGCGAGGCAUAUUCUACGGGCUGGCGUUUAUCGUGAUCACCAAACGGCGACGAGCGACAGGCCGACUUUGGCCAUGCUCUCUGAAAUCAGGGCUGUUAUGACCCCGGCACCACUAAGCAGAUACUCGGGCAUGCUAUCUCGCGUACACAGCCUCGGACAUCAAGCUGGCCUGGAGGCAUGGAACUUCGACUCCGAUCCCAGAGCGACCACGAAAGUGUAUGUGGAAGCGAGGGAUUUGCUGUAUUGGGCUCCUCUAUAUAUGUCUACACUGUCUAGCUGGCACUCGGGCAACUCACCGCCGUCUGGUCUCGAGCAUCGAACGUAG
This is a messenger RNA of Pseudocercospora fijiensis CIRAD86, 597 nucleotides long. RefSeq lists its product as uncharacterized. The coding region runs from base 1 to 597 and encodes 198 amino acids. NCBI's taxonomy places the organism in Eukaryota, Fungi, Ascomycota, Dothideomycetes, Mycosphaerellales, Mycosphaerellaceae. The record is from RefSeq and is a predicted model, not a curated record. The transcript is spliced from 4 exons.